Enterobius vermicularis (human pinworm) is the source of this 1347-nucleotide messenger RNA. Lineage: Eukaryota; Metazoa; Nematoda; Chromadorea; Rhabditida; Oxyuridae. The record is from the annotation of a GenBank genome assembly.
AUGGCAAUUCUAUUAAUCUGCGUUCUGCUCGUACCGCCAGCUUUUGCCUGUAUCGGAGGAGGCGGUGGAGCCUGCUGUAUGCCACAACAGACCUGUGCCCCCAGCUUACCUCCAUGCCCAACUCCAAGUUACUCGCCACAGCCUGCUCCCGCUCCUCAGCCAUGCGUACCGGCAACCAGUGCAUGCGGAGCCGGAGGCAGUUAUGCUGCUCCGGCAGCCACUGGUUAUGCUGCUAGUUACGCUCAAGCACAACCAGCUGCCACCUACGCCGUACAGGUUUCUGGUGGAUAUGCUGCUCCAGCGGCUAAUACAGGUUACGCGUCCUCUUCUUACUCCCAACCUAUAUCUAUAACAUACACUGGCUAUGGUCAACCAUCGGGAGCUAGCUUUAACCCAGGCAACGUUGCGCCAGUUGUAAGAAAAGUUAUAACUGUCCAAAAAUCAUUGCCAGAAAGUAAGUUGGCUGUUGAGGAAGGCGAAAAAGCAAUAAAUGUUGAGGUAGUGGAACCACAACCAGCACCUCCAUCUGAACCAGAGCAAACAGUAGCUGUAAUAGAGGAGUCAUAUUCCCAAGCCGCAACGCCAGAAGUGGUUGCGGUACAGUCUGAAAUAGAAACACCAUCACCGGUUCCAAUAGUUGUUUUGCCAAUGUCUACAUCAACUGCUGCUCCACCACCUCCGCCUGCACCAAGUGCACCAACUGUUGCGCCUAUCGUAGAAGAAACACCGAUGCCAGAAGUGGCAUCUGCAGGUGAGUAUCAGUCCUCUAUUGACAAUGCAUACGAAGAAAUCGCGUCAGAAGAGGAGGCUUUAAAGAGGCAAGAAGCUGAAUAUGGUCGGAAUGAUAAGGAGGCGGAAGCUCUUACUGGAUCACCGACGAUUCCUCCAGCUGUUCGAGAAACAUAUCCAGCUCCAGAACCGCAACAACCGGAAAGUGUGGAACCUCAACCAGUAGUUGUACAACCAGAAACUAACGAGGAAUAUGUACAAACAACCAAAGAGCCUGAAAGACCAGCAACUUUGAUUGAAUCUUAUCAAGAUACGCCAUCUAGUUCACAGUCAGGUGAAUAUGUCGAAGAUACUAGCGUUCCUGAGGAAUCCAAUUCUGAACCUGAUGCAGGAGCAUGCAAUAAUGAAGAAUUGAAAGCAAUUGUUGAAAACGCAUUGCGCAGUCAAAGUGAUAAUUUGGAGGCGGCAAGGCAGAUUGAAGGUGAUGCCUCAAAGAAAUUCGGAGGCCGUUUUAAUGCGAUUGUAUCCGACGCUGAAUUUGCAUACGUUAAUUGGUAUGGAAAAAUGAAUUGUCAAUUGAGGGUUGGCAAUCGGCAUUCACUGACUUGGGAAGACUAA